Molecule: messenger RNA, 1002 nt
Organism: Pteronotus mesoamericanus
Lineage: Eukaryota; Metazoa; Chordata; Mammalia; Chiroptera; Mormoopidae
Gene: AWAT2
Product: acyl-CoA wax alcohol acyltransferase 2
Exons: 7
Coding region: 1-1002 (333 amino acids)
Cellular component (GO): endoplasmic reticulum membrane
Molecular function (GO): retinol O-fatty-acyltransferase activity
Source: RefSeq, a predicted model, not a curated record
AUGUUCUUGCCCUCUAAGAAGGACUUCAAGACUGCCAUGGAGGUCUUUGCUGUUGUCCAUUGGUUCUUCUUUGUCUUCAUUGUUUCGUUUGCCGUAAUCUUUGUCAACAUCUACCUGAUGGUGUUCACGCGGUACUGGCCUGUUCCUGUGCUGUUGCUCAUGUGGCUGGCUUUUGACUGGAAGACCCCUGAGCGAGGUGGCCGCCGGUUUCUCUGGAUGAGGCGCUGUCACCUGUGGAAAGAAUUCGCUGAUUAUUUCCCACUCAGGCUUUUGAAGACUCAUGACCUCUCCCCCAACCACAACUACAUCCUCGCCUACCACCCUCAUGGGCUCCUGUGCCAUUCAGUCUUCGGCAGCCUUGCCACAGAGGGCGUGGGCUUCUCCAAAAUCUUUCCUGGCAUCACCUGUUAUGUGCUCACACUGGGAAUCAUGUUCUGGGUGCCUGUGAUCAGAGACUAUAUAAUGUCUGUAGGAUCAUGCUCUGUGAGUAGUGCCUCCAUAGACUACCUGCUGACCCAAAAGGGCACGGGCAACAUGCUCGUCACGGUAGUCGGUGGCCUGGCUGAGUGCAAGUACAGCUUUCCGGGAUCCACUACCCUGUUCUUGAAGAACCGGACUGGGUUCAUACGCAAGGCCCUCCAGCACGGGGUGGCGGUAAUCCCUUCCUACGCCUUUGGGGAGGUAGAUCUGUACAAUCAGCACAUUUUCACUCCCGGAGGCUUGGUUAGCCGCUUCCAGGAGUGGUCCCGGAAAGUAACACACAUUUACCCUACUGCUUCGUAUGGGUGCGGCCUCACUAAGAACUCCUGGGGCUUCCUGCCACAUUCUCGGCCGGUAACCACCGUUGUCGGGGAGCCUCUGCCAAUGCCCAAGAUUGAGAAUCCGAGCCAGGAAGUGGUGCACAAGUACCACACGCUCUAUUUGGAAGCUCUACGGAAACUGUUUGACCAGCACAAGACCCAGUAUGGCUUCUCAGAGACUCAGAAGCUGGUGAUAGCUUGA